AUGGAUGAGAAGUGUGUAAAAGACUGUAUCGUGAAUAUAUGUAUGAAGGCAUCAACAAAAGCAACUCCAACCAAAUGUACCAAUCCAUGCCAGGCAAUAUGUGAUCCAUUCGGUAAUAAGCGCUUCAUCGUCCCCCGAGGUGGUCAAAAUCCAUGUGAGCUACAAUCAGGUCUGGGUACACGCAUUAUGAUCAGUGAUCAAUUGAAAUCUCUAAGCUCUUGGGAGAUAUAA
Molecule: messenger RNA, 231 nt
Organism: Eruca vesicaria subsp. sativa (arugula)
Lineage: Eukaryota; Viridiplantae; Streptophyta; Magnoliopsida; Brassicales; Brassicaceae
Source: the annotation of a GenBank genome assembly